GGGGACUGGCUGCAUACGGCGAAGCUGGGAUUCAGAAAUGGCCUCGAGGCCAGCGUUGGUAAAUCGUUUGUUCGGCAUCUGCGAGCAGUAUUCAAUGAGCUUACACCAGACCGCAUCGAUUGCCUCAAGUUGAGAGGAUGCGUCGUUCCGGACCCCUUUGCACCGCUGCUGAAGACUGAGUACAAUAAUCCAGCGAAGCAUGGGCACCAACGGUUGCCUCCUCUGUCCAAAGUGAAUAUUUACUCAUGCUGAUAAUCCAGAUGUUGUGCUUGGAUGUAGGAUUUUUCUUUCGAAUGUACACCAAACACGAGCUACUGUGAUGGCAUCAGACUCGACUACCCCCACCGCUGGCAAUGAGAAUGACAUAUAUGUUGUCAGUGUUGACAUUGGCAGUACUACUAUGCGCUGUUUCAUAGUGGAUGCAGAUGCUAAGUUUAUAGCUGUAGCCGUGCAGCCCAUUGAAUAUUUACGGCCGCAGCAUGGGUAUGUGGAGUUAGAUCCAGAAGUCAUCUGGAAUCAAUUUGUCCAAGUGGUGAAGGAUGCUAUGAAAAAGGCAGGCAUAUCCGUGAGUCAAGUUUCUUCGAUGGGCAUCAGUUUGGCGAGAGGCACAUUCACCUCUUGGCACAGAGACACUGGUGAAAUAUUUCAUCCUCUUAUCUCCUGGCAAGAUACACGCGCGACUGAGGUAGCAAAAGCUAUGAACAAGGGCUCUAUGUUCCGGACGCUAUCUGCCGGGAGCCGAUUUCUACACACUGUCACAAGAGAUAAGCGUUUUCUCGCGGCCGCUGUGAUCGAAUUCAAGAGCAUGCAUAUGUGCAUCCGUGCCAACUGGGUGUUGAAUAACAUGCCUGGGAUCAAAGAGCUUGCUGAGCAGGACAAACUGUUGAUGGGCACACUGGAUACAUUCCUGCUUUGGAGAUUGUCAAAUGGGAAAGUGUUUGCAACAGACUGCUCCAAUGCCAGUGCUACGGCGUUUUACGAUCCGUUCACCCUCGGCUGGAGCUCAAUCAGUUGCCAGCUCAUGGGAUUGCCGAUUACUGCUUUGCCGACUGUUGUUCACACAAGUGGGCACAUUUGUACAUCAGAAGAGUCGAUAUUUGGUGGACCAAUCGAAGUGCAUUGUGUGGUGGCUGAUCAGCAGGCAGCAGCAUUUGGUCAGAUGUGCUGGGAUCCUCUGCAAGUGAAGUGCACGCUUGGCACUGGUUCUUUCCUGGACGUUGUCACACAUGCACCACAUGCCUCAGCCACUGGAAUCUAUCCGGUGGUUGGCUGGCGCAUUGGUGACGAAGUGACGUACAUGGCAGAGGGCACUGCCACGAGCACUGGUAGCUGUGUGGAGUGGGCUCAACAAAUGGGUUGGUUCGAGGAUGUUAAGGACACAUCUGAUAUAGCCAAGUCUGUUGAAGAUUCUAACGGCGCUUGUUUUGUUCCGGCUUUCAGUGGCAUAGAGGCUCCAUACAAGGAUGAAUGGGCCUGCUGUUCAGUCUUGGGCUUGAAACCAAACACUAAGCGGGAGCAUCUUGUCCGUGCGAUGCUGGAGUCGUUUGCAUUUCGGAUUUCCCAGUUGCUGGACAUCUGCACAAAAGAACUGGGCUACCGGCCAGAGUCCAUACGCGUGGAUGGUGGUGUAUCGCGGAACGACUUUCUUCUGCAGACCAUCGCUGACCUGACCUCAUGUCGGAUACAGAGAGUGGACUGCAAGGAAACGAGUGCCCUGGGAGCAGCUUUCUUUGCUGGCCUAAGCUCAGGCUUUUGGAAGUCUAAAGAAGAUCUACAGGGGAAAGUCACAUUUACGGACGAGUUUGUGCCUGAACCUGAGAACAAAACGCGCCUGGUUGCUGCGUUUGACUUGUGGGAGAGUGCUGUGCAGCGCAGUCUUAAGUGGUACAAGGAUACCAACGUGUGAGCUCAGCGGCUGGAUAUUUGACACAGCGAUGACCUCACUCUUGGACUCGAUUGGAACGGUUCCUGUAAGUCCUUUGCCGGCUAGAAAAGCUGCCUGGCACCACAAUAUUCUAGUUCCCAGCCAAUGGCUCUGAGUAUUGUGCCUGCCCCUCGGCAUACAAUGUAUCUCAGUUGCUUCUUACUUUUUAUAGUUUAGUAGGGCUGAGUUUGUCGCUGAUUUCUCCCUUCUCAGUGCAGUAGGGGAAUUGUAGAAUAACUCACAUGCUGCCUGAAUGUAGCAUUGUAGGCAGGCGCGUGCCCCGUAUGGGUUCCUGGGUGCCCGGAACCCCCUUUUUUCGCUCAAAAUGCAGGAUUUUGCUUCAUUUUUUGGAACUUUUCCCGGGGGACGCCCCUGGAUCCCCCCCCCCCCCUUGAAGGGCACCGGCGCACGCGCCUGAUUGUAGGUACCAUAUCGCUUGAAGUACAUGUACUCUGUCUCCCAAACUCUUUACAUGGUUUAUAUCAUCUAGUAUCUACUCAUUGUCUUGUUAAUAAGUUGUUAUCUGCUGGGUUCUUAGAUGCUCCAGCUAUUCUUAGGAGCCGUAUACUUCGAAGUAGGUCGUCACAGCUUCCACAGUCUUGAAUACAUGUAUAGUACUGGUACUGGUGGUGUGCUAGCUAUAGUUUCAGAUAUAGACCCUGCUUUAUUACAUAGGACUGAGUCCACUGGGCAUGGGUGACUAUGACUGGCGAAAAGAUGGCCACGGAACCCGUCGAUGUGUGCCAUUCUGAAUUCUGAUUUAGGUUGUUCAAUUUUAUUCCCAGCUCCGUAUGAGCCAUGGUGCGCUGAAUCAUGCACAGGACACUACAGUGUGUAUUACUUGUUACCCCGGUUUGAUCAUUCCUUUCCCCAAGGCAAAUACUUUUUGGCAGUGUCCUUUCCAGCUGAACUGAGAAUUUUCUUCAGGAGCAUAGACAAUAAUUAUUAUUAGACACUAUUAUCACCAAGAAUGCUCUAUUUUUUUUUCCUGUAGCCCAUUUCCGCUGCAAACUAACUUUCCACAACUGCUGGAUUUCCUCUUUUGCAGCGCAGUGCUCAAAUUUGGUUAUACAAUCUGUUCAUGACUAGAGUCAAAUGACUGGAGUUAAAACUUCUACAUGCACAACUCAAUCCGGAGUCCUUUUUCGAUAUAAUCCUCAGUUCUCCAUCUCCUGACUACUGUAUGACGUACAUGCAUAGCUGUGGAUGCCGCUUCUUUCCCAUUUUCCGAUACUGUACAUUGUACUAGUACAUGACCUAGUGUUCUGCAUUCUUGAAAAUAAUGAUUUA
Sycon ciliatum is the source of this 3214-nucleotide messenger RNA. Its product is annotated as putative glycerol kinase 5. Gene Ontology annotation, molecular function: kinase activity. The coding region runs from base 320 to 1906 and encodes 528 amino acids. The transcript has 18 exons. The record is from RefSeq and is a predicted model, not a curated record. Gene Ontology annotation, cellular component: mitochondrion. NCBI's taxonomy places the organism in Eukaryota, Metazoa, Porifera, Calcarea, Leucosolenida, Sycettidae. Gene Ontology annotation, biological process: triglyceride metabolic process; glycerol-3-phosphate biosynthetic process; glycerol metabolic process.